Symbiodinium necroappetens is the source of this 744-nucleotide messenger RNA. NCBI's taxonomy places the organism in Eukaryota, Dinophyceae, Suessiales, Symbiodiniaceae. The record is from the annotation of a GenBank genome assembly.
AUGGAGCAGGACGGAAGCCUGUUCCUGUCGCACGUGGACAUAGUCUCCAAGUUGGCCGCCUGCGAUUGCAUCUCGUCUACGCAGCCGGACGCAGACGAGAUUGGCUCCAACAAGUACUCAGGUGUGGCCUUGCAGCUACCGUCCGAGCCAAAGCAGCUUGCAUUGGCCGCGCACAGCACCGGUGCUUUGACGAAGGGCAAAGUGGCUAUAGCUUCUUUGCAGCAGUUGGGACUAAAUCCACUGGCUGCGGUUGAGGUUUUCUUCACCGAGCUGCAGCCAUUCCAGGCAGCUGAGAUCGCCAGAAGGUUUUUUGGUGACGACUUCUCCGUUGUGGCAGCACCUGAUGAAGGAGAAGAUUGGCGCUUGCUGCCCGAAGUCCCCCUGUCACCCACCGCGCCGCCUCUCAUCGUGGCUGGCCUGCCUGUGUCCAGAGCCGCCGAAGCCGUAAAGCAGCUCCAGGAUGCUGGGCACACCUUGCUUUACGUUGGCGCAGCUGAGAGUGAGGUGAAAGCUGUUGAAGCAGCGAGUAUUCCCAGCGCUUUCGGGCUGUGUGGGUGCCAGGCCGUACAAUCAGCUGCUGAUGUCGUGCUGCUCAGCGAUUUCGUCGGCAGCCUGGCUUUCGCCAAGUGGCGCUGCAGCAUGGCAGUGACAUCGCCAGAGAAAUACGAAGUUCAGCUGCAAAUAGAGUUUAGGGUUGAGGAGUUUGGUCAGCACACUUUUUUGUGUGUGACUGACUCCCAGUAA